AUGCUCGCCUCCCCACUCUCCUUCCUCCUUCUUCUCGCGGCGCCCGUUGCGCUUGCCAACCCCGUUCCCAACCCCAACGCCAACGCCAACGCCGAUGCCAACGCCGACCCAUGGUUCUGGCCUGAGCCCACCCCUACCCCCGUUUGUGGCACUGUCACCUCGACCUGCUACGCUACUAAGACCGUUCCCGGACCAAAUGCCGCCACCGUGACCUCUACCUGCGGCGACUGGUGCUACUCUACCAUUACCAGGACCCUUGACAAGGUCAUCUGCCAGACCACCACCGUGACCUCCACCAAGACGGCCACCCCCACUGUCAUCGUCACUGCCCCCCCCACCAAGACAGUCACCCAGACCGCCUGUGUCGCGACCAAGACGGUCUGCGCCAAUAAGUGGAAGAAGGACGAGAUCCCCGACGAGCUCACCAACGCUGAGCGUCUCCAGUACGGCCUCCCUCCUCGCGGCCCCGGAGAGAAGCGCAAGCGCACCUUCUGGGGCGGCGGCGGCGGCAACAACGGCCCCUCGUGCACCCCCACCACUGUCGUCACCACCGCCACCUCCACCAAGACUGUUCCCGGCACCGUCACUGUCACCACCACGAGCUGCUACCUCACCAAGACGUCCACGGCGUACAACACCAAGACGACGACUGCCACGGCCACCUGCUUUACCACCGUCAAGGGCCCCGCCGUCACCAAAACUGUCGCAUGUGCUACCGCCACCACCACGACGCUCCGCACCACCGCGACCGUCACCAAGAACUGCUACUGGUAG
Cutaneotrichosporon oleaginosum is the source of this 774-nucleotide messenger RNA. RefSeq lists its product as uncharacterized. The record is from RefSeq and is a predicted model, not a curated record. NCBI's taxonomy places the organism in Eukaryota, Fungi, Basidiomycota, Tremellomycetes, Trichosporonales, Trichosporonaceae.